Messenger RNA from Morchella sextelata, 1002 nucleotides. RefSeq lists its product as uncharacterized. The record is from RefSeq and is a predicted model, not a curated record. Bases 1 to 1002 code for a protein of 333 amino acids. The transcript has 9 exons. Lineage: Eukaryota; Fungi; Ascomycota; Pezizomycetes; Pezizales; Morchellaceae.
AUGUCAUAUGCUCAACAACUAAGAAAGUUCAUAUCCUCGCCGACUAAGCGUAACAACUCUGCCCAAGUCACUUCGAAUGUUGCUAGUCCUGCCAUAAUCCCCACCAUCAUCCGUAAUCACCAACACAUAUCACUGCUUCAAUCCAUACGAGGCUCGACGAGAAUGGAGAUUUCCCAAAUAUCCUCCUCGGAUAUAAUGAGAAUCAAUGAUCUCCACAAGGACGACGAGAUCGUGUUUCGAGGCCGUCGUGCAUCGAGAAUUCCCAUCAUCAUCGUAACUGACUACUCAUUUUUACGUGGCGAGUUUGAUAAAAUGAGUUAUGAUCCCGCCACCGACGAUGAUAAAUCGGAUGUAUCAAUGGACAGACAAUCUAAGGAGAAAGACUCUCGUCCUUCUUCUUCACCAACAAGCAUCUAUUCUCUUGUAGCGUCGUCAGAGGGAGGUGUCCCGGUAUCUAGUAGCACCGUUCGUUCAGACUCCCUUUCUGCCUCAUACAGACAAUUGGUCUCGCCGAUGACCUCAAGUAAGGCAUCCACAAUUGAGGGCACAAGUAGUGGUUACUCUGGGAGUGACAAUGGCUCUGCUUCAACUAGGUCGGCGGCCAAGUUGGCCGAUAUGUGUCACACCGACAUAGUUGCAGCACACAGUAUGACCUGGCACGAUUCUAACCGCUCCCAACAGGGAGACACGCGCAGCAAAGACCGCAAGUCUCAAGAAGAUCACACAGACGGCGAUUGUCAUGGCAGGGUCUUGCUACUUAUUGUCGAAGAUUAUUUUGGGACUCCAGCCUCGCUCCAAGUAGGGUUGAAUGAGCGUAUCCGGAUGUGGAUGAUCGAUGCUGCAGCUGGGCUAGACGCCCUACCGCACUACGCUAUUAUAGAUCCGGAAACCCUUGAGUCGUUAUUACAACGAACUUGGAUUCAUAUCAGUAGGAAAGAAAACCUUCUCAUUGUGGUAUAUGUGGUGUGGAGAUCAUAUAUUCUCACUCGAAGUGAUCAAUAA